GAACCGUCUUAGAGCUUUGAGUCUUCUCAAUCGUCGUUGAAAUUUUCUAGGGUUAGGGCUCCUGAUCGAUUUCGCGAGCUCUGCGGUUUGUUAAACUAUAGGAUCCGAAAUUAGAAAUGGGUGGAGAGGGAGAUUCGAGUCAGCCGCAGACUGGUGAAGGAGGAGCUGUGACUGUGAACAUCAGGUGCUCGAAUGGUUCGAAAUUUAGUGUGAAUACGAGUCUUGAUUCGACGGUGGAGUCUUUCAAAGAGUUGGUGGCUCAGAGCAGCGAUGUACCAGCCAAUCAACAGCGCUUGAUUUAUAAAGGUCGGAUCCUCAAGGACGAUCAGACGCUCCUCAGCUAUGGUUUGCAGGCUGAUCAUACUAUUCAUAUGGUUCGAGGCUCUGCACCUUCUUCAGCACCACCUUCUGCUCCCGCUGGAAACCAAACCACUGCACCGAGUGUUACUAGAGGGGUGGGUUCAGAAAAUAGCUCGAAUCUAGGAGGAGCGAAUCCUGGGGAAUCUUUGUUCCCUGGGCUUGGAUUCAAUCCUUUGGGUAGUGGAAAUGCUAUGUCUGGGUUAUUUGGAGCUGGUCUUCCGGAUCUUGAACAGGCACAGCAACAACUAGCUCAAAACCCCGCCAUGAUUAGAGAUAUGAUGAAUACACCAGCCAUUCAGAAUCUAAUGAACAACCCAGAAUUUAUGAGGAAUAUGAUUAUGAGUAAUCCUCAAAUGCGUGAGCUUGUAGAUCGCAAUCCUGAGCUUGGUCAUGUGCUCAAUGACCCAAGCAUCCUUCGACAAACUUUAGAGGCGGCGAGAAAUCCAGAGCUUAUGCGUGAAAUGAUGCGGAAUACAGAUAGGGCUAUGAGUAAUAUUGAGUCUAUGCCUGAGGGAUUUAACAUGCUUAGGCGUAUGUAUGAAAAUGUCCAAGAACCAUUCUUGAAUGCUACUACUAUGUCGGGAAAUGCUGGAAGCAAUACAGGCUCUAAUCCGUUUGCUGCUCUCCUGGGAAACCAGGGGGUUACUACUCAAGGAAGUGAUGCUUCUAAUAACUCUUCAACACCAAAUGCUGAAACAGGGACAGGGAAUAGUAUUCCGAAUGCAAAUCCACUUCCUAAUCCUUGGGGUGCUGCGGGUGGCCAGACCACUGCCCCUGGAAGGACAAAUUCUGGUGGGGAUGCGAGAAGCCCUGGUCUAGGUGGUCUUGGUGGUCUUGGCGGCCUUGGUGGUCUUGGUGGUCUUGGAAUGCUUGGAGCGGAUUCGCCUCUUGGUGCCACUCCAGAUGCUUCUCAAUUGAACCAGCUAUUGCAAAACCCAGCCAUGUCGCAGAUGAUGCAAAGCAUACUUUCCAAUCCACAAUACAUGAAUCAGCUUAUGAAUCUCAACCCACAACUCCGAAGCAUGCUAGAUUCAAAUCCUCAGUUGAGGGAAAUGAUGCAGAACCCAGAUUUCCUUCGUCAGUUUAGCUCUCCGGAGAUGAUGCAGCAAAUGAUGACUCUACAGCAAUCACUUAUGUCUCAGAAUAGGAACACGACCAGCCAGGAUCCGGGGCAAACUGGUGCUGCCACAGGGACAGGCAACAAUGCUGGGAUUGAUUUAUUGAUGAAUAUGUUUGGUGGUCUUGGUGCUGGCGGCCUGAGUGGCACUAACCAACCCAAUGUUCCACCUGAGGAGCGUUUUGCUACACAGUUGCAACAGUUGCAGGAAAUGGGAUUCUACGACAGAGCAGAGAACAUAAGGGCAUUGCUUGCAACCAAUGGUAACGUUAACGCUGCUGUAGAACGACUCUUAGGGAGUAUUGGUCAGUAGCACACAGGGUGGUGAACUUGUGGAUAGAAAAGCCAUUUGUUUUCAGUGGUCAUCUUCUUCUUCGUCUUUAACCAUCCCCCCGAAACCUUUUCAUAUAAUUUGGGUCGUUGUUGUCUUCCAGAAUUUAUUUGAAGUUGUUACAACAUACAUCUGUAAGAGUUGGUCUCAGAAUGUGGAAUGGUUACAUAUACGUUAUCGUAUAUCAAUUUGUUUAUAGAUGAGUAUUGUAACGUUCA
Capsella rubella is the source of this 2026-nucleotide messenger RNA. Its product is annotated as ubiquitin domain-containing protein DSK2b. Gene Ontology annotation, molecular function: polyubiquitin modification-dependent protein binding. Bases 117 to 1790 code for a protein of 557 amino acids. The record is from RefSeq and is a predicted model, not a curated record. NCBI's taxonomy places the organism in Eukaryota, Viridiplantae, Streptophyta, Magnoliopsida, Brassicales, Brassicaceae. Gene Ontology annotation, biological process: ubiquitin-dependent protein catabolic process. The transcript has 9 exons. Gene Ontology annotation, cellular component: cytosol.